Vitis riparia (riverbank grape) is the source of this 1455-nucleotide messenger RNA. RefSeq names its product putative disease resistance RPP13-like protein 1. Lineage: Eukaryota; Viridiplantae; Streptophyta; Magnoliopsida; Vitales; Vitaceae. The transcript is spliced from 2 exons. Gene Ontology annotation, biological process: defense response to other organism. Gene Ontology annotation, molecular function: ADP binding. The coding region runs from base 1 to 1455 and encodes 484 amino acids. The record is from RefSeq and is a predicted model, not a curated record.
AUGGCGGACGCACUCCUCUCCGCUUCACUUCAAGUUCUAUUCGACAGGUUGGCUUCUCCGGAACUCAUAAAUUUCAUUCGGCGAAAGAAUCUCAGCCAUGACCUCCUCAACGAGCUGAAGAGGAAAUUGGUGGUUGUCCACAAAGUGCUCAAUGAUGCGGAGAUGAAGCAAUUUUCAGACGCACAAAUCAAACAGUGGCUGGUCCAAGUUAAGGAUGCUGUGUAUCAUGCGGAAGACCUGCUGGACGAGAUCGCUACCGAAGCUUUGUGGUGCGAGAUGGAAGGUGCUGACUCCCAAACCGGCGGAACUCAUCAGGCGUGGAACUGGAACAAGGUCCCUGCUUGGGUUAAGGCUCCAUUUGCUACUCAAAGCAUGGAGUCCAGGAUGAAGGAGAUGAUUACUAAACUUGAGACUAUUGCUCAAGAAAAAGUUGGGCUUGGGCUUAAAGAAGGUGGGGGCGAGAAACCGUCACCAAGAUUACCAUCCUCUUCUUUGGUGGGUGAGUCGUCCAUUGUGUACGGAAGGGAUGAAAUUAAGGAGGAGAUGGUGAAGUGGUUGCUUUCUGAUAACGCAAGAGGCAACAACAUCGAGGUGAUGUCCAUAGUGGGCAUGGGCGGCAGAGGCAAGACCACACUCUCUCAGUAUCUCUAUAACCAUGCCACAGUGAAAGAACACUUCGACUUGAAAGCAUGGGUCUGUGUUUCCACUGAGUUUCUGCUUAUCAGUGUAACCAAAUCAAUUCUUGUGGCGAUCGGUUGUAGACCUACUUACGAUGACAGCCUAGAUUUGCUUCAGCGCCAACUCGAAGAGAGCGUAGGUAACAAGAAACUUCUGCUCGUUCUCGACGACGUCUGGGAUGUAGAGUCUCUUGAUUGGGAAAGUUGGGAUAGACUACGAACUCCACUCCUCGCUGCAGCAGAGGGAAGCAAGAUUGUUGUGACGACUCGUAGUGAAAUUGUUGCAAAACUCAUGGGUGCAGUCAGUACUCAUCGUCUGGGAGAAUUAAGCCCUGAAGAUAGUUGGGCCCUAUUUACAAAAUUUGCAUUUCCAAAUGGAGAUUCCAGCGCUUACCCUCAGCUUGAACCCAUAGGCAGAAAGAUUGUGGACAAGUGCCAAGGAUUGCCUUUGGCUCUAAAAGCACUCGGGACGCUCUUGUACUCUAAGGCCCAGAAAAGAGAAUGGGAAGAUAUUUUGAAUAGCAAAACAUGGCAUUCCCAGACUGGUCAUGAAAUUCUUCCGUCUCUUAGAUUGAGUUAUCUGCAUCUUUCUCCUCCUGUGAAGCGUUGUUUUGCUUACUGUUCAAUUUUUCCCAAGGAUUAUGAAUUUGACAAAGAGAAGCUGAUUCUAUUGUGGAUGGCAGAAGGGCUUUUACACGCAGGACAAAAUGAUGAAAGAAUGGAAGAGAUAGUUGCGUUACUUGGAUCUCUCCUCAACAAAGAUUCAAAGAUUACCUGA